UGUCCCGUCACAGGGGUGUGUUGGGGGGAGUCCUCUUUCCGACUGUCAAAAUGGUUAUCAAAGUGUUUGUUGCCACAUCUUCUGGGUCCAUAGCGAUUAGGAAAAAACAGCAAGAAGUAGUGGGCUUUUUGGAAGCUAAUAAAAUCGACUUUAAGGAAUUGGACAUAGCUGGAGAUGAAGACAACAGGAAAUGGAUGAGAGACAAUGUUCCCGGAGAGAAAAAACCUCAAAAUGGGAUUCCUUUGCCUCCCCAGAUCUUCAACGAAGAGCAGUAUUGUGGAGACUUUGAUUCUUUCUUUUCUGCAAAAGAAGAGAAUAUUAUUUAUUCAUUCCUUGGUUUGGCUCCCCCUCCGGGCUCCAAGGUGACAAAGUCGCCCGAAGAAGAACCUUCCCUUCCCAAUGGCGAGGCUGUGGGAGAGGCGCCGAGCACCUCAGAGGGAACAGAGAAGGCUGAAGACAGUGGGGAAAAUGAGGCCCAGAGAGAGGACACGGGAGAUGCGGGCAGCCUCACCGAGUCCCAGGAGAAGAGCCCGUGUCUGAUGGAGCUGGUGAUGGUCAUAGCUAAGGUUCUUCAAGGUGUACUUGACCUUUGA
Molecule: messenger RNA, 593 nt
Organism: Miniopterus natalensis
Lineage: Eukaryota; Metazoa; Chordata; Mammalia; Chiroptera; Miniopteridae
Source: RefSeq, a predicted model, not a curated record